AUGGACGACGCACGACUCGCUUUCAGUAUAGCGAGAGAAGUUCUUUUCUCGUUCAACUUCGUCACAAUGGUGGAUCUAGAAAAGGUCCAGAACCUAUUGACUUAUACAUACCUUUCCCAAGGUAUCGUAUUGGAUGUACGACUAAUACUGAAGAUAUUCGGCUACCAAAAUCCGGAGCUUGAGACCGAGGUUAAGGUUGAUAGCCAAAAUAGGUGGAAUAGAGAACCUUCGCCUAUUCCAACACUAGAAGAAUACAUGCUCCAAUUCGCACCUACUCCAACACCGGACCCUGCGCUCCUAUCCACACCUAUGCCUACCCAGGACCUGGAGGCAAAUCAGUAUAGUUAUGACACGCCUUUGAGUUAUAUUCCAACUCCUUGGUCUAGCGGAGUAUCGGAAAUGUAA
Daldinia loculata is the source of this 405-nucleotide messenger RNA. RefSeq lists its product as uncharacterized. The record is from RefSeq and is a predicted model, not a curated record. Lineage: Eukaryota; Fungi; Ascomycota; Sordariomycetes; Xylariales; Hypoxylaceae. The transcript has a single exon. The coding region runs from base 1 to 405 and encodes 134 amino acids.